UGCGCACGCGCAUACCUCUAUACUACUGGCACAUUGGAAGUAGACCACGACUGGUAACAUCUCAAUAGUGUGUCGACGGUGUUGUUAAAUGAGAUUUACUGCCUACGACGAAUUCAGCCUUUCAAGUCAAUCACCACAUUUGUGAAUAACAAAAGAUGUUUGGCUUCCACAAGCCGAAGAUGUACAGGAGUACAGACGGCUGCUGCAUAUGUCGGGCUAAGUCCUCCAGCUCUCGCUUCACCGACAGCCAGCGCUACGAGGGGGACUUCCAGAGCUGCUUUGGGCUGGGAGAGGUGCGGUGUGGGGAGAUCUGCAAUGCCUGCGUCCUCCUGGUGAAGAGAUGGAAGAAGCUUCCGGCAGGUUCCAAGAAGAACUGGAAGCAUGUCGUCGACGCCAAGGGCAGCCCUAGCGUCAAGACCAAUGUGAAAUUCAGGCAAAUGAAGAAGGUGAGGCCAAGCCAGAUCAGCCGAGUGCAGAGCGAGCUGAAGAGACACAACUCGGAUGCUCACAGCACCACCUCCAGUGCCUCACCGGCCCAGUCUCCCACCUACAGCAACCAAUCGGACGAGGGCUCGGACAGCGAACUCUCGUCUGACUCCGCCCGCUCUCCUGUCUUCUCCUUCCUGGACCUGACCUACUGGAAAAGACAGAAGGUGUGCUGCGGCAUUAUCUACACGGGCCGCCAUGGGGAGGUCCUGAUAGACCCCCACCUCUACAAGCCCUGCUGUAGAAAAAACAAGAGCGCGAGGAAGAGGAGAAUGAGGAGGAGGAGGAUGACGACGGGCAGGGUAGCGGAGAUAAAGCAGUGAUUCCACAGCUGCCUGACAGCCCCCCAUCCCCCCCGGUGGAAAAAGAGUGGGAGGGGGAACUGGGGGCAGGGGAGUGGUGAUGACAACAUUGUCACUGGCGAAGAGACAAAAAAUUCACGUGAAAGUCUACGUUUCUCUGAUACCUGCAUGAGCUCCAAAUAUGGUUGUCUUCAUGGCCUUGUUUUUUCUAUUCAAGAGCUGCUGGAACUGUGUAUUAUUCAAAUAUUUAUUUUUUGUUCUCUACCAGAAAUAAGCUAUUCGUUCCAUCUCUGUUUAACUGAAUGUACCUGACCCUCUAAAUAGCCACUAUCCAAUGCUGGAUGCCACUAAAGCUGCAUGCACAAAGUAAGACCUCUAGAACUGUACCUUUUACAUCUAGGAUUGAGCCAUAGCCUAGAGAACAGCCUUCCACUGCCUGACUUGUCCUUUCCCAGAUCCAUACACACACACUUGCUACGUCUUUUAUUUUUCUUCAUUGUUUUUUAAUCCUGAAUGUUACCGGAUGAGUGAAACCAAAAAUACCCUGAGCUUUUGUUUAGAAACAUAUGACAUAGCCUCAAGGAGGAGGAGGGGGGGAAAGCAUAAUGCAAAUUUUAAAACUGCUUAUUCUAGUUUUGUUGACUGUCAUGGCAGCUUUAAUGUGCCCAGUGUUGCAUAUGCCCUGUGUUUGUGUCUGUGGAGGGAACACACUGUUUCCUGUACACGUUUUGUGAGAAUAUAAAUAGUUUUAAUGGGAAAACUAGGGAAUCUUAUCGUAUUAACUUGUUAAAUGUGUAUUCACAAAGCACAUUCACAGCACACAAGGGGGGUUGUGUUCUCUUAAAGUCUGGUCUCGGAGCAUCUCCCGUUCUCACACGAACCUUCAUAAGCUAAAAUCAAAAACGGUCUUUAGACCUGCUCUUUCAGGAGCUUCCUAUCUCUGUCCAUGGAUCAUCUUGAUUUGUUAUCACGGCCCCGCUACACCAAACAGCAGUCAGAACUUGUGGUUCUGACCCACCAGUUCUGUGUGGGUCUGUUGCUAUUCUGUUUGCAUGAAAACUGCAUGUUGUCUCUUGGUAUAACACAGUUUUUACUUAGAUUCAUCCAUUUAAGUAAGAUACUGUAAAGUUUGAAUAUGUAUGUUUGUAUAUAGGUGAUUAAAGGAAAAGAAAAAACA
Molecule: messenger RNA, 1965 nt
Organism: Hypomesus transpacificus
Lineage: Eukaryota; Metazoa; Chordata; Actinopteri; Osmeriformes; Osmeridae
Gene: sinhcaf
Product: SIN3-HDAC complex associated factor
Biological process (GO): negative regulation of cell migration
Source: RefSeq, a predicted model, not a curated record